Molecule: messenger RNA, 5058 nt
Organism: Colius striatus (speckled mousebird)
Lineage: Eukaryota; Metazoa; Chordata; Aves; Coliiformes; Coliidae
Gene: PODXL
Product: podocalyxin like
Exons: 9
Coding region: 78-1835 (585 amino acids)
Biological process (GO): positive regulation of cell-cell adhesion mediated by integrin; regulation of microvillus assembly; cell migration
Cellular component (GO): apical plasma membrane; microvillus membrane
Source: RefSeq, a predicted model, not a curated record
GGGCCGGCGAGGGCAGCGGUGGCCCGGCGCGGGAUUCGCUGGCCGGGCGCCGGCGGGGACGGCAGCUCCGAGGCACGAUGCGGGCUGCGCUGCUGCUGCCGCUGCUGCUGCUCGGUGUCAGCUCUCAGGAUGCUGCAAGCCCAGCUCCUGCAGUCCCAGAAGAAAAUCGGCAGGAGGCCACUGCUGGAGACAUCAGCAAGACACAAGAGACCACCCCGACAAGCAAUCCAGGAAACCAGCCACCUGCCUCUACAGUGUCACCUACCACAGAGCAAAGGAUCGGCUCUACGGGAGCACCAGCAAACCCGUCACCCACCCCUGCAGUGUCACCCACCACUGCCCCGGGGACCAGCCCUACAAACAAGCCAGAAAACCCAACAUCCCCUCCUGCGGUGUCACCCACCACGGUUCAAAUGGUCACCACCUCAAGCAACCCUGGAAACCCACCACCUGCCCCCGUGACACCAUCCAAACCGUCUCAGCAGGUCAGUUCUUCAACGGGCUCCAGAGCACCAGCAGCCAGCACUGCUGCCAUCCCCAGCACUGCCCAGCAGACCGGCCCCAUGGCCAGCUCAGGGACCUCGGCAGCCAUCACCCCUGCGAGUCCCAUCCUCCACCAUGUGAGCAGCCCUUCAGCCACCCCAGGACAUCCAGGGACUGCUGUUGCAUCUCCUACCAGUGUGGAAGCUCAGAGAAGGCAGCCUUCAGACCAGCUGACUACCACCACCAUUGCGAGCAGCAGCGUCCCCAGGAGCAGCCUUCCCACUGAGACCAAGGACCAUGCUGUCUCUUCUUCCACCAAGCAGCCUCAUGCUUCUUCCAGUUCUCCAGCCUGGCCUCUGGCCUCUUCCACCAGACCUAGAAGCAUCGACACCUCUGUUAGCCCUUUUGAUGGAUCCGUGUCCCACACCACUAGUAAAGCAUCUCUGUCUUCACCACCCAGCAGCACCCACAAGGUCUCAGAGGCAGCCACCACUGCAGCAGACCAGAGAAGCCACGAGGUUGGAUCUGUGUCAACCAAACGCCCGAGUGCUGAGCAGAGCCCUGCCAGUGCACAGCCAUCAGCCCCAGCCCCAGGCGAGCAGACGGCGAGUCCUGGCCCCCAGCACCCCAGCGCUCCCCUCCUAAACGAGGUCAUCUGUAAAGACCAGGAGCAAAAUCAUUGGCCCACCAUAACUCUGAAGGAAGCCAGAACCUGUGCUGAAUGGAGGAGUGCCAGCAGCAACAUCUCCUUCUUUGAGAGCUUCUGCUCCACGGGGCAGCACGUGUUCAACAGCAGCAGGGAAAGGUGCACGGUGCUGCUCAGCGCCCGCCAGCCCCGCGCCCGGCACUGGGCCCUGCAGCCCGUGCUGCACCUCCCUUUGGACCCUGAAAAAGUCCUUGAAGAGCUGAAGGAGAAGGACAAGCUAGAGGAGCUCGGCAUCGCCAACAUCACCUACGACAAGCUGGAGAGGGAGAUGGUCAUCACUGACGAGUUCAGCACCCCCCUGAUCAUCACCAUCAUCACCCUGGCCGGGUCCCUGCUGCUCAUCGCCGCCAUCUACGGCUGCUGCCACCAGCGCUUCUCCCAGAAGAAGGACCAGCACAUCCACCCUGAUCUCCCCGGGUUUGAUGAUGGACAUGUGGCCCUGAUCUUUAAUCAGCGCCUGACCGAGGAGCUGCAGACGAUGGAGAACGGCUACCACGACAACCCCACGCUGGAGGUGAUGGAGACCUCCUCUGAGAUGCAGGAGAAGAAGGUGAACCUCAAUGGUGAGCUUGGGGACAGCUGGAUCGUUCCUCUUGACACCCUCAUGAAGGAGGACCUGGAGGAAGAGGAGGACACACAUUUAUAAGGAUACAGGACUUGAUCAAGCUAAAAACGACCACCAUCCCUCCCAAAAAAGCCACCAACCCCCAUAAUCCUCACACACACACACACACACACAACUCCCAAACAAGGCAAAAAUUCCCUUAAGAGGCUAAUCAUGGCCCCUCCUGCCACCAUGUGGGGUGCAGGAUGGAAGAGGAAGGGAUGUGAGAAGACACGUCUGGGGCACAUCAUCAACUCAAACCACCGUGGUGGCCACAUCCAGAGAAGCAUCCCCCCAUCACCCUUGUGGGCAAACAGGUGGGGGCUCUGCUCCCCAAGAGCUGCUGGUGUCUUCCUCCCACAGUGUCCCCUCCCAUCCUGCAUCUGACCACACCACCCUCAUCCUCCAGCUGAACCGAAAAGACAAGGAGAUCCCUGGAAACAGGAUGGGUGAGGGAGCACAUCUCCCAACAGCAAACCAGCAUGUAGAGCUAUACAAAUCCUCUGGCCCACGCUCUGCCCUUCCUGACAGGUAUUGAGCAGAAAAAGCUGCAACAGCCUGUUCCUUCUCCAUCCAGUUUCCAUCCUCUCCCCAUAAAGCGACGGCUAAAACGCACAAGAGCCCCAUGUUGUGCCCCAGGGAAACAACCAGACCCAACUGGAGAGGAGGGAUGCAGCAGUACCAAGGGAUGCUCAGCCCCAAGGGAUGCUCAGCCCCACACCAGCUGCUCCACAAAGGGCUGCAGGAUGGAUCCUGCACCCAGCUGGAGACCAGGAGAGGUGUUGGGGGUGGGGUGGGGAAGGAGUGGUUCCUUGAGCUCAUCUCUCCUAGGAAGGGUGUAACAAGACCAAGAGCGACUCCUGGUCACCAGCCCAGGCAGGAGGUCAGGGGGGGUUUGUCAGCUCAAGUGCAGACCAGCUCUGCAUUUCCUUACAGAAGUGUUGAUUGCUUUCCAGUAGCUAUGCAGCAGCAUCUCCCAGCCCACAUCCAUCCUGCCCUGAGGCUGUGGGUUCCAUGCAUCGUGGUGGUUUGUGAUUGUUGUGGUUGUGUUUUCCUGUGAGAGCAGGAGAAGAGGUGAGAGACACGGGCCAGGUAGCGUGGUGGUGGUCAGGGUUUUCCAUCGGUACAGCCCUUGGUGUUUCCCUCUCCGAGAGGUUUAUGAGCUCAGUUCACACGCUCAAGCUCUUCUUCAAAAGCCAGUAAAAUAACAGAGACCUGCAAAGAAACCUCCAGCUCAGCAGCAAAGCUGGGGCUGAGCUUUGUCCUGUAGCCCUUGGUCUCAGGUCCAGGUCUCCCUUUGCCAUAAGCCUUCAGAGGGGAAAAGAAAAACAUGGAGGAGCAGAAAGGGGCUGGACUGAAGUCGUUUCUGGUUUUCUGCACCUAAUCCCACCUUUGCUGUGGCUCUGGUGAAGCAGCUCAGCCCCAGCAGAGGCAGGGAUCAGAGCAAAACUCCAUCCUCCAGCACACAGGAAAGGGAGGAGAGGGCCAGAGUGCACUUGAGCGAGUGCAUCUCCCAGCAGAUGAUGGUGAUGAUGGUCACAAGCCCUUGGAGAGCCAGAGGAGCUGCAGACAGGAGCUGCUCUCCCCCACGUGCCACAAACCUUGCGUUGGAUGGGGUGAUGUGCUUCAGCCUUUGCCACCAGCUCAGGACGACGGGGAUCCACUCCCCAGAGCUGCUCCGAGCCGGGGGGAAAGCAGAGCUGAGCAAUGGAAAGCUCAGAGAAACCCAGGCUGAGUCAGUCUUCAUGAAGCAGGAGGGGAUCAGGGUGGUCUGCUGGGCCCCAGGACAGAUGCUGACAGAAGACAGGUGUUGUCAAAGGGAUUGCCUCUUCUCCCUUCUUGAGUUGGAAGUUUCACACCUCCGUGUUUGCGUAUGUAAAUAUUCCUGCUAUCCAUUAGCAACGUAUCCAGCACACUUCACUUACCUGUGCACUGCAAGUUUGGAGGGGGGUGGUGGGGUGGGAUGGGGAAUUAUAAACACAAAGCUGAAGGCCAGGCUGGUAGGGGAUCACAAUUCACCACCAAGCAGGAAAACACCUCCUGCCUGCCCACACAACCCUGCGCCACGGCCAGCACCGAGUUCAGCUCCGGGACCAUGCAGCAGAGCUCAAAGAACCCACCUCAGCGUUUGCCAGUGCUCUCAGGAGCACAUUUGCUUCCCAGCUGCCCCAGGAGGUGAGCAGCAGGUCGGUGGCCUCGUGUGUCCAUCCUUCACGAGGAUCACUGCGGCAGGACACGUGGUGGCAGCGGCUGGAGGGGCGUGAGGGUGCCGUCGGCAGGGCCACCCCCGAGGCGAGCUGAGGCACGUUGCCUAAAGAUCCCCCUUCCCAGCAAUGAGAUGCCAAAGUGCUUUAAUGAAUCAGGUCCAAAGACUUUUCAGGAGAACCCUACAGAGGCUUGAGAUCAAGCACCCUUAAGUGCCGUGGCGCAGAGGGCGAGCAGCGCGGGCUGCCCAGCACGUGCUCCGCGGUGCUUUCCAGCUGAACAGCAACUGUACAUUUAUUUAUUUUUCCAGACACCGUAUUUUUAAACCACUGAGAUUUUAUAGGAGAUUUUUCCUUCCCCUUAUUUAAAGAACUAUGUCCAGAACCCCAACAAACCAACCCCCAAACCAGUACCUGGGGGUGGGGUUUUUUUUACGUUGAGAGCAUUCUUUUCGGAGGACAGAUAAAGAUGAGACGGGAAAUGCAGCAGCGAGCGCCUUUGGCCUUAAUCCUUCUCUUUGUAGACUGGAGUCGUCAUUAUUAGACCAAAACCAAUGAAAGUACAAAUAUCUAAGCCAGGCAUUUCCUCCCUCCCUGCCCCUCCUCCCUUCCCCACGCUCCUCUCCCUCCCCACAGCAGCUUUAACACCCAGCAGGCUGUAGGAGGAGAGCCUCGCUCUUACCUUUCAGGGAGCAACUCGCCCAGAGACUUUUCGUUUCCAGAGUCACAAGGAACGUGUAAAUAUUUUAGGGCCAUUUAUCUCCCUUCUCACAGUGCUGGGAGCCAGCUGAUGAGGUUUGAUACUGUGACUGUUGCCUACAGGAGACAUCCCAAAGACAUCAUCCACCCGGGGCUGCGGCAGGAGAACCUCUUUGCCCGGUGGUCUCCACGUUGAAUCUUGCACAAUAUCCUGCAGCUCUUAUGUACUGUGUAGGGGACAGGAGUCUGAUUUACACUGGAAUUUACUGAGGAACUGGAUUGUAGAGAUUCUUCUUGCAUUUUCCUACAAAUAUAUUUUGAGAGCAUCAUGUAUUUCUGUCAAUAAACGUUCUUAUGUAAAA